Marmota flaviventris (yellow-bellied marmot) is the source of this 3930-nucleotide messenger RNA. The record is from RefSeq and is a predicted model, not a curated record. Lineage: Eukaryota; Metazoa; Chordata; Mammalia; Rodentia; Sciuridae.
AUGGCCACUGAUUCAGGGGAGCCAGCCAGCACGGAAGAUUCUGAGAAACCUGAUGGAGUUUCCUUCGAAACCAGGGUUCCUCAAGUUGCCGCAACUUUGACAGUAGAAGCUAAACUAAAGGAAAAAAACAGUACCUUUUCUGCUACUGGGGAAACCAUAGAAAGAAAGAGAUUUUUCCGUAAGAGCGUUGAGAUGACAGAAGAAGACAAAGUUGCCGAAUCUUCCCCCAAAGAUGAGAGAAUAAAGGCUGCAACAAAUAUUCCUCGAGUAGAUAAGCUUCCUACAAAUGUGCUAAGAGGUGGACAAGAAGUCAAAUAUGAACAAUGUUCAAAGGCAACAUUGGAAUCCUCAAAAGAUUGUUUGAAGGAGAAAAAUGAAAAGGAAAUAGAAGAAGAAGCAGAAAUGAAGGCUGUUGCAACUUCUCCUAGUGGCAGGUUCCUGAAGUUUGACAUAGAGCUGGGAAGAGGAGCAUUUAAAACAGUAUAUAAAGGACUGGACACUGAAACAUGGGUUGAAGUUGCUUGGUGUGAGCUGCAGUACAAGAACAAGGACAUUGGCUGGGAGUAUAGUUCAAUAGUAGAUCACUUGUCUAGCACCAUACCCCAACCAGUUGGAGUUGAACAACAAGCAGCUCUUCAAAAACCAGAUUUAGUUAGAAGCUUGAAUCAAGAUGUGGCAGCUGUGAAGGAAAACACCAAUAACUCUGAUAACCCAGGUGGAAAUGGCAAACAGGAUCGGAUCAAACAGAGAAGAGCUUCCUGUCCCCGACCAGAGAAGGGGACUAAAUUUCAACUUACUGUCCUUCAGGUGUCAACCUCUGGAGACAAUAUGGUAGAGUGCCAGCUGGAAACACACAACAAUAAGAUGGUCACCUUCAAGUUUGAUGUUGAUGGUGAUGCACCAGAAGAUAUUGCAGACUAUAUGGUUGAAGAUAACUUUGUGCUGGAAAAUGAGAAGGAAAAAUUUGUAGAAGAAUUGAGGGCUAUCGUAGGUCAAGCCCAGGAGAUCCUUCAUGUCCAUUCUGCUGCAGAAAAAGUCAUUGGACUUGACUCUGUUACCUUGGAAUCUAACAGUAACCAAACAGGAUCAUCUGAACAAGUCCAGAUAAAUUCUGCUUCUACCCAAACCAGCAGUGAGUCUGCUCCUCAGUCAUCUCCAGUUGGUCGGUGGCGAUUCUGUAUCAAUCAGACAAUAAGAAACCGAGAAGCUCAGUCUCCUCCUUCUCUUCAGCCUUCAAUGGCUGCAGUCACUGGGCUACAUCCAUUUCCUAGUUCACGAAGUAAAAAUAAUAAGGAAAUAUCACAGGACACACUGCUCAGUAUAGAAAAUAAUCCAUGCCAACAUGCACUUUUUACCUCCAAAUCAGAAAACAAGGAUGUACUUGAUGGUAAGAUUUCUGAAUGUGCUGGUGUAAAAAGUGAACAGCCAGCUAUACUUUUUCAAGUGGAAGAUAAUAGGCAGAUAAUGACACCAGUUACCAGUGGUUCCACUUAUUCCACUACUUCAGUUCCAAUUGAAUGUGAGGGACUCACUGGCCAAACAGGCAUGUUCAUACCUGUAUAUUCAUGUCACCCACCUGCCAGUCAGGCUGAUGUGCAUGUAGCUCAUGGUGGCAAAUCAACUCAGAUUGCUGGUAAUGCUGUUACAGCCUCAACAUUUGUAUCUGAUCAAAAACCUCAGUUCUUACCAGGACAGCAGCCAACUAUGGAUGCAGAGUUUAUUUCCCAAGAAGGAGAAAACAUAGUGAACACUGAAGCAAAUUCUCCAAAAGCAGUCAUUUCCACUCAGACUCCUGGCCUUGAAUCAAGUACCCUUUUACCCACUACUGUCCUAGAAUCAGAUGGGGAAAGACCUCCAAAAAUGGAGUUUGCAGACAACCGAAUUAAAACUCUGGAUGAAAAAUUAAGAAACUUGCUCUAUCAGGAACACAGCAUCUCUAGCAUCUAUCCUGAGAGCCAGAAGGACACCCAAAGCAUAGACUCUCCUUUUUCUUCCUCUGCUGAAGAUACACUCUCCUGUCCAAUGCCAGAAGUCAUAGCCAUCAGUCACUGUGGAAUUCAAGAUAGCCCUGCACAAUCCCCUAAUUUCCAACAUAUGGGCUCUAAGAUUCUGUCCAGUGUGGCUGCAAGUCAGCCUAAUAACAUAUCAGUGUUCAAAAGGGACCUGAAUGUGAUAACUUCUGUACCCAGCGAAUUGUGUUUACAUGAGAUGUCCCCAGAUGCUUCACUUCCAGGGGAUCCAGAGGCCUAUCCUGCUGCUGUGUCAAGCGGUGGAGCCAUUCAUCUGCAGACAGGAGGUGGAUAUUUUGGCCUAAGCUUUACUUGUCCUAGUCUCAAAAAUCCUAUUAGCAAGAAAUCCUGGACUCGCAAAUUAAAAAGCUGGGCAUACAGGCUACGGCAGUCAACCAGCUUUUUCAAGAGAUCAAAAGUCCAUCAAGUGGAAACAGAAGAUACAAGAUCAGCAAUUGCUCCUGAUCCCAUUCCACUGACACGGGAGUCCACGGCUGAUACUAGGGCUUUGAGUAGAUGUAAAACGAUGCGUGGAUCAUUUCAGCGGGGUCGGUUUCAGGUGAUUACGGUUCCUCAGCAGCAGUCAUUGAAAGUGACAUCUUUUGGAAUAGAACACCGACCAGCAUUCAAGGAAAUAUCGAAUCAGUCCAGUGAAGAAGCUCUGGCCUUUAGUGAAACUGCAAAGUCUCAAGAAGUGGAACCUGCCAUGCACAAUCCUCAGACUUCAGUCUCUUCUCAGAAGUUACAAACUCUUCAUGAAACCUUUAAAGAAGAUAAAGGGAUUUCCAAACAAUUAGACAACUUCCUGUCUUUCAGCACAGCUUGUGAGACUGAUGUAUCUUCAGUGACCCCAGAAAAAGAAUUAGAAGAAACUUCAGCCACGGGAAGUAGCAUGCAAUCUGGAUCUGAACUGUUGCUUAAACAGAGAGAGAUACUGCCUGCUGAGAAACAGCCUAGUUCUGCGAGUGAAUUUUCAGCCACUCUUGCUGAUAAUGGGAAGGCAGCGGCAAAAACUGGUCCAGAAAGUGAUCAGAGCUUACCCCUUCAUGAAGAACAAGCCUAUGCUCAAACGCAGAGUUCACUCUUCUAUUCUCCAUCUUCCCCAAUGAGCAGUGAUGAUGAGUCAGAAAUAGAGGAUGAAGACUUAAAAGUGGAACUUCAAAGAUUACGAGAAAAACACAUUCAGGAGGUGGUAAAUCUUCAAACCCAGCAGAAUAAAGAGCUUCAGGAGCUCUAUGAACGUCUUCGGUCAAUUAAAGAUAGCAAAGCACAAUCUUCAGAGAUUCCUUUGCCACCUGCAUCACCACGUCGACCAAGAUCUUUCAAAAGUAAACUUCGCAGCCGCCCCCAAUCCUUGACACACGCAGACAAUUCCUUGGUUGCAACAGAUCCACUAUGUGUAGAAAGUAAUACAGCAUCGUGCCAGCAAUCUCCAGCCAGUAAAAAAGGGAUGUUCACAGAUGACUUACAUAAGCUGGUGGAUGACUGGACAAAGGAAACAGUGGGAAAUUCUCUUAUUAAGCCAAGUUUAAACCAACUUAAACAGAGUCAACAAAAAUUAGAGGCAGAAAACUGGAACAAGGCAUAUGAAAAUACUCCAUCUACUAUGGGCUACACAUCAACAUGGAUUUCUUCUCUGUCCCAAAUUCGUGGAGCUGUCCCAACCUCCUUGCCCCAAGGACUGCCACUCCCUUCAUUUCCUGGGCCAUUAUCAUCAUAUGGAAUGCCCCAUGUUUGUCAGUAUAAUGCUGUGGGGGGUGCAGGGUAUCCAGUACAGUGGGUAGGAAUUUCAGGGACAACACAACAGUCUAUAGUAAUUCCUACCCAAUCUGGGGGACCGUUUCAGCCGGGGAUGAAUUUGCAGGCAUUUCCAGCUCCACCAGUGCAGAAUCCUGCUACAAUCCCUCCUGGUCCCAAGUGA